AUGAAUAUUUUAUCCUUAAACAUCAGAGGGUUAAGUGGGGGUGUCAAAGCGAAUUGGGUGAAAGAGUUAAGGAUGUCAAACAAAAUUGGGGAUGUUGCCCUUCAGAAAUCUAAAUCGGAUUCGGUGUCUAAGGCAGAAUUGGUGGGAUUCUGGGGGAAUAAUAAUUUUGAAUUCGCUUAUGUGGCUUCAGCGGGCUUAUCAGGUGGGCUGAUUUGGAUGUGGGAUCCUUGUAUUUUCAAAGUAGAAGAUAUUAUUCAGAAUAGGAGUUUCCUUAUUAUUAGAGGAGUUCUUGUCGGCAAUGGGGCGUUAAUGAAUCUUAUGAAUGUGUAUGCUCCUCAAAGUUUCGUGGCUAAACGCCAGCUUUGGGAAGUCGUUUCUGCUCAGAUUGGGUCGUUAGAAGGUAAAUGGGUGUUAGCGGGCGAUUUCAAUGCUGUCCGUUCUCAGGAGGAAAGGAAACGAUCGAAGUUCAAAGCAGUUUGUGCAGAGAACUUUAACAAAUUUAUCUUCGAUAAUGGGUUGUUAGAAUUUCCUAUGCAGGGGCGGAACUUCACUUGCAUUAGAGACAACGGAAGGAAACUUAGUAAAUUGGAUCGUUUCUUGGUUUGUUCAGAAUUUUUCAAUGGGUGGCCUCAAACGUGUGUGCGUGUGCUUCCUGGUAGACACUCAGACCACUGUCCUAUUAUUUUGGAAGUCGUUAUCCUCAAGUUUGGUCCUCGUCCGUUUCGGGUGUUUAGUUCAUGGAUCGGCCAGCCUGGUUUUGAAGAGGCUGUCGUCGAUGCUUCGGAGAGCUUUGAAGUCUUUGACCCUCUGGAUGCUAGUCUUACUUCCAAAUUCGCUCAUAUUAGAGCCCGGCUUGUGGUGUGGAGGGAUGAGUUCUUGGCCAAAGAAAAAGAGAAAGUGAAUCUGGCUAUGGAGGAAUUAGAAUUACUGGAAUUAGAAAUGGAAACAAGGGAUCUCACGGAAGACGAGGAGUGGAUAAUGGCAGAGAACAGAAAAAUUGUGAAGGAUGUGGAAUAUAGGAAAAAAUCGGACCUAAAACAAAGAUCUCGGAUGAGAUGGGCUGUUGACAGUGACGAGAACUCCAAAUUUUUUCAUGCCAUGAUUAACAACAGGAAAGUGUCAAAUUCGAUCCAUGGGCUCAAUAUAGAAGGAACUUGGUGUUCUAAACCGGCUUUGAUCAAGAAGCAAAUUCUCUCUUUUUUUCGUGAUAAAUUUAGAGAGAACUCUCCUUAUCGACCGGAGUUGGAUUGUUCUAACAUCAAGAAGAUUUCGGAUUUGGAUCGUGAUGUUCUGGUUGAACCGUUUUUGGAGCAGGAAAUCAAAGAAGCGGUUUUUGAAUGUGGAGAUGAGAAAGCCCCGGGUCCGGACGGGAUGAAUUUCAGAUUCAUAAAGCAUUUCUAG
Messenger RNA from Helianthus annuus (common sunflower), 1401 nucleotides. RefSeq lists its product as uncharacterized. The coding region runs from base 1 to 1401 and encodes 466 amino acids. The record is from RefSeq and is a predicted model, not a curated record. NCBI's taxonomy places the organism in Eukaryota, Viridiplantae, Streptophyta, Magnoliopsida, Asterales, Asteraceae. The transcript has a single exon.